Messenger RNA from Ostertagia ostertagi, 1470 nucleotides. NCBI's taxonomy places the organism in Eukaryota, Metazoa, Nematoda, Chromadorea, Rhabditida, Trichostrongylidae. The record is from the annotation of a GenBank genome assembly.
AUGAGUCGGUCCCAACGGAUUAGCACCUAUUUGAAAGAGAAUAAGACAUUUCUUCGAUCUGCUUCUGCUCUCAAUGUUGCCUUCCUCAUCUCAGCUUUGGGUGAUAGACUAUGGAUGUUCGCUAUUGGUUUGUUUCUACAUCAACUCGGCGGCAUCUCGUGGAUCGCAAUUCACCAGCUUCUUGAUUCACUAGCUAAAUUGAUCCUAACUCCUGUUCUGGGUUCCAUGCUCGACAAAACGAACAGGAAUCGAGGCAUGCAAGCGGUCCUCUUUGUUAAUAAUGUUGCAAUAUCACUCUCAGCCCUGAUAUUUUUCUUCAAUCUUUCGGAGACACAUAGACCAGCAUCGAAUUGGAUGAAAACGCUUUACCUACUGUUUGCUAUACUAUUUGGUUCCGUUUCUCGAGUAGCUUCAGAAGCUCAAAAAACAGCUUUCACAAAGGACUGGAUUGUCGUGGUCAUCGCGAAGACGAAAGGAGCUCGCUUGUCCACACAGAACGCAGCGAUGACAGUGAUUGAUCAGACGUCCUCGUUUCUGACACCUCUCAUAGCCGGUGUCAUGCUUGACUCUAUGAGCCGAUCCAUGUGUUGUCUGGUGAUUAUCGGCUGGAAUAUUCUCUCAUGGUCUGUUGAAGCAUCAAUGUUGCUGUGGAUCUAUCGGCGAAUUCCCGCACUCGCACAUCGAAUGCGUUCCGAUUCAACUUCUAAGGAGCCAUCUUGUGACGAUACACCCUCACCGGCUGCGGCAUACUCAGCAUACUUCAGGCAGAGUUCAUUCCGUGCAGCUUUUGGACUUGCUCUUCUGUACAUGACCGUCCUUGGAUUUGAUAAUCUCGCCCUAUCUUACGGUGCUUCACAAGGAAUGUCCGCAUCAACGCUCGGACUGUUCCGUUCUAUAGGAUCUCUACUCGGUCUACUCGGAGCCUUGUCAUAUACAGCUAUGGAGCGAGUGCUCGGAUUACUAUGGACAGGUCUCAUAGGGCUUAUGCUUCAAAACAUAUUCAUUAAUCUAUGUUCGCUCUCUAUAGUGCUACCGGGAAGUCCAUUCAAUGCGACAGGAUAUUUCUCAUCAUUAACAACCACGCAAUGGGUGGAUGGUGUCCGAUCGACGAUCUUCGGAGGGUUGAACACUACCGAAUCGUUGCCGCCGCUUCCGUUUUCCGAGCUUAGCCCAUCCAUUCUCGUGUUCUUUUUUGGAAUAACACUUGCUCGUUUUGGAUUAUGGAUAGCAGAUCCUUCAAUCACGCAGAUUAUGCAAGAAACUAUCCCAGAAAGAGAACGAUAUUCAGUUUUUGGAGUACAGACAAGCAUAUGCGAAUUUUUUUCUGUGUUAAAGGAUGUUAUGAUUACUUGUAAUCGAUCCCGGUGUCGAUCUGGUGAAGGCGAACUAAACAGUCUAAAGCUACCGGAACAGGAACACUUGGUCAAUAAGCAUCUUAUGGAGAACGCUGUACCUGCUCUCGAUGUUUAA